Molecule: messenger RNA, 1069 nt
Organism: Trifolium pratense (red clover)
Lineage: Eukaryota; Viridiplantae; Streptophyta; Magnoliopsida; Fabales; Fabaceae
Product: auxin-induced protein 22D-like
Exons: 3
Coding region: 62-790 (242 amino acids)
Biological process (GO): regulation of DNA-templated transcription
Cellular component (GO): nucleus
Molecular function (GO): protein binding
Source: RefSeq, a predicted model, not a curated record
AUGCACCACAAAAGAAUAAGUCACCUAGAUAUUGUCCCACACUAAUGUUGCUAUAAAAUUCAUGAGCUACCAUCUAUUCUUACAUCAACCAACAACACCAUCUAAUCUAAUCUAUUCUUCAUCUUCUUUUUCUUCCAUCUCAAUUCUCAAUUCAACAAAUUCAUACCAAGAAAUGGAGAAUUCAUUGGUGAACCAUGAAACUGAGCUGAAUCUCAAGGCUACAGAAUUAAGGUUGGGAUUACCCGGCUGUGAUGAGGUGAACAAACUUCAAUGCAAUUUCUCUAUUCUUAGAAGCAACAAGAGAUCUUCAUCAGAAAUCAGUACUGAGGUAGAUUCCAUGAGCAAAAGCAAAUUGAAUACUUCUAAUGGUUCUGAAAUCACAAGUCAUGAUGAUCAAGACAAUGCUCCACCUUCAAAGGCACAAAUAGUGGGAUGGCCACCAAUUAGAUCUUAUAGAAAGAAUAAUUUGCAACAAAAGAAAGGUGAAUCAGAAGUUGGGAUGUAUGUGAAAGUGAGUAUGGCUGGUGCACCUUAUUUAAGGAAAAUAGAUCUCAAAUUUUACAAGAGUUACUCAGAACUUCUCAAGGUUUUGGAAAAUAUGUUCAAGUGUACAUUUGGUGAAUAUUCAGAAAGAGAAGGUUAUAAUGGAUCUGAAUUUGUUCCAACUUAUGAAGACAAAGAUGGUGAUUGGAUGCUUAUUGGAGAUGUUCCUUGGGAAAUGUUCAUGUCUUCUUGCAAAAGGUUGAGAAUUAUGAAAGGAUCAGAAGCAAAAGGAUUGGGUUGUUUUUGAACCAAAAAAGCAAAGGAUGCCAUUCGAGAAUUUCCUAUAUUGUCCUCUCAAAGUCACAGAGGCAUAUUUAGCUGAUUGAAAAGAUAGACACAUAGAAACUUGUAUUUUUUGUUUUAUUGUUUUUAUUUUUAUUUCCAAGGCUAGUUGCCUCUGCUUCAUGAAGUAUAAAUUCUCUUCUAAAUCAUGGAUGCAAGAAUCGGAGACAAUAAGAAGCAAAUGAUAUUUUAAUUGUACAUAUACACAUAUAAUAUAUACAUAAUAUUACUUCAUUUUGUCCUA